UGGCAGAAAAUAAACAAGCAAAACUGAUAGCUAUAAUGGUUUGGCGUUUCUUCAUAAGUCCGUAAUUAUUAUAGUCAUGUUUCCUUCUUCGGGUUAUUUCAAAGGUCUUAACUGUCCAUACUUCCAAAGUGGAUUGUGUGAAAGACCGUAUUGUCAUUUCAGACACGUGAAAAAUGGAAAAGAUGCAAAUGUAUCCAACAGUAAUGCCAUUUCAUCAGUGUGUAACAAUGGGAGACGUGCUUCAGUCUCAGCAGAUAAUGCUGUUGUUUCAACUCCAGUUGGCCCCACAGGAUCAAAAGUUUUCCUGUCUGAAAAAAGAAACACUUACAACUUGGAACAGAAUCUCGAAAUUAGUGCCAAAACCAGUGACAUUCCUGACCUUCCUCUUUGUGUAUCUUCCACCUCAGAACCCACCUAUGACCCAACCCCGAAAUCUCUAGUCGGAGCUGUUAAGUCGGCUCACCUUCAUGAAGAAUAUGAUCCUCUUGGUUUGUCAAAUUACAAUGUUGACAGUAUGCCUACUUAUUUGCCUGGCAGUUUGUCGGACAAGGUUGAAAUCACUUCUAAUACUCAUGAAAGCACAUCAAAGAAAACAGUUUAUGUACCAGAAAGUAUUCCAGAAUAUGUUCCCAGUUCAGUGCCUGAAUAUAACCCGACUCCGAUUAAUAAACUGAAGAAGGUUAAGACCUUACAUGGAACAGACUUAGAGUAUGAUCCAGUCAGUAAUUUUGCGUACUCAUCCAAUACAUCAGCUAUCAAUGAUAUCACAGAAGUGCAGUACAUUCCUUUAAAAAGGGCACGUUUUGACGAUUUUCCCAGUGCAGAUGUAGAUGCUAUGAGCGUGGAUGGCUUUGGUGAUUCAGAUAGUGCUAAAUUCAGUGACAGUGAUGCUGUGAGUGAAAACAGUGUAGCCAUUGAUUCUGGACCAGCCACAGAAAAUGAUAAUGAAAAGAAUAAUGUGGAUUUGUAUGUUGUUAAAACAUGUUAUAAAGAUACACUGGUGGGAGAUGAAGUCCAGACAAAUUCAGCUGAGAGAUCUAAAGAUUCAGUUGAAAGUGAUACGGCUGUAUCAGAGAAAAUUUCAAGCACCUCAGAACCAAACAAUGUAUCAAAAAGUACCAAAAAGGAUAAAGUUGAGAAGGUUACUAAAAGCAAGACAAAGAAUAACAUUGAAAGGACUAGCUCAGCUUCAGGGACAGAUUCGGCAGUGAAAAAUCACACCAGUGCUACAAAAACAAUUACAGAUAAAAAGGGAAAACAUAAAUCUUCCUCUAAUAUUGAAGGAAAGGAUUUGAAAAAGGAAAAAGAAAAAUUGUUAGUGAAAAAAGAAAUCUCUUCAGAGAAAUCUCAGCAGAAAUCUGCAUCAACGAUGUCUUCUUCAAACUCUGCAUCAAAGUCAUCAUCAUCAAAAUCUGCCUCUAAACAUUCUUCCUCCUCAUCAGUAAAAUCCUCAUCCUCAUCAGCAUCUAAAUCAUCCUCAGCAGCUAAAUCAUCAUCAGUAAAAUCAUCCUCAAAAAGUGUUCCAUCAAAAUCUUCCCCUCACCAGACGUCUAAACAUACCUCAACUUCCUCCAAGUCAUCAAACAAGGACACCUCAGCAAAGUCUAAUGCUAAACAGUCAAACAGCAUUCAGCCCAAAGACAAACAUUCUGUGAAAAAACAUGAAAAUGUUUGUGUUACUCCUACUAGUCAAGAUGGUAAGAAAAGUCUUUCAAGGCAUCAUUCUAAGUUUGAAAAGGAAAAUGUGAAAGGUAGUACAGAGAAAGCAAAUACUUGUGAUAACAGAACUAAGCCAUCUUCUAAUACCCAGUCAAAACAUGAAGGUUCACAAGGCUCUAAACAGGUGACAAAGACUAUCUGUGAUGAUUUGUUUGGACAGGACAGUGACUAUAGUGAUCUCAGUGAUUUGGAUGAAGAUGUCCCCAGCAAGUCUCGGGAAAUGACGGAAGAGCAGCUACAACAGUUUCUUGAGGACAGUGACUUUGAAUAUGAUGGCGAUACCUAUGACGAAUGCCUUAGGAUAUUUAAUGAAGGGAUUGCUAAUUCUGCUCAGUCUAAUAAUUCAGAAAAAAAGAAGUUCCAGGACCAGUCAUCCCAUUUAGUUCCUUCUGUACAGAUGAAGAAGAGGGUUGCUCACCAUGGAUCUGAAAAAGCAGAACGAAGGUUUGUAGAAAAAGCCAGAACAAAGAUGAGUCCUGGAGAGGUGAUGCACAACAGAACUGUUGCCAUGCAGAAGAAAGCAAUGGAGGCAGAAAUGUUGAAAAAAGCAGAGUCUGAAGCCAUUUCAAAUGCAAUUUCUGCAAAUGUUGCCUUGUUUAAAAAUGGAAAAAGUCGUUUGGCCCAUAAAACCAAAGUGUUUGACAAGUUAUCUCGAGACAAAGAGGAAGGCCGAACAUCUGCUAUCACUGUUGUUAAAGGAGAAAACCGCAAAGCACACACUCCAACAUUGAGCAAUGUGAAGCGGCCCACGAUUCCAACAGAUUUUGGCAGCAAGGUCCCCACUAACAUCAGACAGCGUUACCUGAAUCUCAUUAUCAACGAGUGCAUCAAGCUGUGUAAAACAGAGGAAGAGGCAUAUGACAAGGCCCAAGAUGAAGAAAAAGCAGUAUAUCAAAGAGCAACAAACAAAAAUAUCUACGUCAGAGUGGCUGCUAAUGCCAUUGUACGCCUCAGAAAAGAUGUACAGAAUAGAGAAGGCUCGCCAACAAAAACUUUCUAUUGUGGCAAACAGUCUCACAAGGCCACGCUGGAUGGACGAAAGGCAAUAACGACAAGUUUCACCAUUAAUAGAUCUGGAAAAUCGUUGUCAACUAAAACAGCCGACUUUAAAGGUGCUGAACUAUAUAAGCGACUUCAGACGUAUGUAUUGACUGAGCAGCAAUUGAAGGAUAAUGGUUUUCCACUUCCCAACCCCGAUGCUGGUGGAUGUGCCAUAUUCUACACUGAAAGCCAACACAAGGAUGUUUCACUGAAACAACAUGAAAAGAACUGCUCUCGGUGUGGGAAAAGGUUUAUCGUGUUUCCAAAUGGAAAGUAUAAUUCAAAAGAAGAAUGUAUUUAUCAUUGGGGAAAGGCAUGGAAGAAAAAAGUCGCUGGCUCACUGGAAACCAGAUAUACGUGUUGCGGAGGUGACCUGGAUUCAGAAGGUUGCUCCAUUUGCAAGCUACAUGUCAGUGAAGAUAACAAGACGAAAAACCUGUCUGGUUACAUGAAGACUAUUCCAUGCUCACCCCCACUUGAUGGAGACUAUGGUGUUUAUGCCAUGGAUUGUGAAAUGGUGUACACGAAUAUUGGCUUGGAGUUGGCAAGGGUUACCGUUGUAGAUUCGGAUCAGAAAUCAGUAUAUGAGACUUUCAUAAAACCAGAUUUUCCAGUCAUUGACUACAACACAAGAUUCAGUGGAAUAACGGAGAAGGAUAUGAACGGGGUUCACACCACCCUGAGAGAUGUACAGGCUGUCCUCCUCAGCUUGUUCACAGACAGAACAAUUCUCAUGGGUCACAGCCUGGAGAGCGAUCUGGUCGCCGUCAAGCUCCUGCACCGGGUUGUCGUGGACACGUCGGUGGUUUUUCCUCACCGACUUGGCCCUCCGUACAAACGAGCAUUGCGUAACCUGAUGGCAGAUCAUCUCCAGAAGAUUAUCCAGAAUGAUAUUGGUGGCCACGACAGUCAAGAAGAUGCACUGGCCUGUAUGGAACUGAUGCAGUGGAAGCUGAAAGAGGAUGCCAAGAAAGAAGCUAGAAACAGCUGAUGAAGAGAACAAAUUACACCCACAUGUCACAUACCUUUUGCCAUAUGUUUGUUUUCUCAUGUCAUAUGUACAUGGUUUAUUAUCUGUAUUUAUGUCAACGUUGAUUCUCGGUUUCUUUCAGUCACAGUGUGUUAGAUGUAGUUACACCUUUAUGUUAUGUUAUUUAUUUUAGCGGCCCUUGUUUUGUUACUUUGUUGCCACCGUAAACAACUGGGAUUCCUUAUUUGAGUCGUGUGCUAAGGAAUUCAGUAGACAGGACCAUCAGUCUUAAGUAACUUGACCGAACAGAAUUACAAUUUAUCUGUAGAAAGUAUUGGAGUUGUCUUCCCCUUGAUAAUCUACCAGAAUGUGGCAAAUAUAAUGCCAAUCUUGAGUUAAAGUUGUAGUCAUUAAUUUUGUGAGUGUGUUGUUCUUUAAUUUCAAAGCCAAUUUAGGCUUUUCCUAUGUAAGACUAUGUAGAUGAUCAUGACACUGAAAACCUUCAACUUACAGAUCUGGUAAAAAAACGGCAGACCUUUUAUUUAUCAGGUAUGGGGAUACAUAGGCUACAUAACUAUAAGCUACAUUAACUGGUUGAUCUCAGUGAAACCAAUGUAGCUCAGUGAUAGAGCAACUGCUUAUGGUAUGAUAGAUUAUAGGAUCAAAACUGGCAAUCAGACAGUGCUGAACAACUGAUAUAGUAAAAAGGCCAUGGUAUGUGCUGUCCUCUAUGAGGAAAAGUCAUGUUACUGCCAAACACAAAAAGUAGCUUACGUUACAGUACCGGUAGUGGAUCUCUUUGUUACUAAAUUAAUAUAACGUUUGAUACCUAAUACUGUUAGAUCUAAAUACCAAUAAUAAUUUUUAAAUAUUAUUUUUGCUUUGAUAUACAUGGAUGAAAGACCAACAAUAAGAACUGGUUAUGUCCAGUCUUUAAAAAAACUACAGUAGUUUUCUACUAUUUCACAUUUGUUAUUUUUAAUAAUGUUUUGUGUUGGGGAGGGAGUUUAAUCUACAUACAUGUAAUAAUGUAGUGUCCAGGGGUACACAUGUAAUAUGAAGUAUGUAAAGAUAUAUAAUUUAAAUAAAUAACAGCUUUCUUUUCGGUUUGUUCCAACAUAUUAAAACUUUUUUUCUGACAAAAACUUAAGAUUAAAAAUAGCAUGGUUUGGGUAGCAAACAUGUUUUAAAAGAGCUUCAGAGCAUAAGACUAUUUUCUUUGUUACUUAAACCUCUGUUUAUUUAUUUAUAAUGCUGUGAACAAAUCUGCAUUGGCAAUGUUCAUGUUUGGGGGGGUUUCUGAACUAUUUGAAAGAUUUCCAUGAAAAAUGAUGAUCAUUAUUUGUACUCCUGCAGGGCUAAUUCAGGCAAUUGCCAACUUCGUCAAUUGUGAAUUUUGAAAGCAUUUGGCAAAUUUUAUUUUAAUUUGGUGAAAUAAUUUCAUGUAACAACUGACAAUUUAAAGAAAAUAACUGUUGAUUUUUGCAAUUUUUGAAGUUUAAUAGAUAAUUUGGCGAAAUUGUUUGCUCACGCAGAGCUAGCCCUGUCCUGUGACACAUGAAGUUACAUUUUGUCUCAAUGUUCAUUGUUACUAUGGAACCAGCUUGUUUGUCCGAUACUGUGCUGAAGGCAUUUGUCAUCAUCACUAUGUGUUAACAUGAACAUUUAUAAAGCUGUGGUAUGGCAACCUGUAAAUACAUGGCCAGUUUUACUGGUCUUCACUUGUUAUUUGUGCAAUAUAUUUGUUGUUCUAUGACAAAUUUGGUCAUUUAUUGUAAUAGUUCAUAUGUGCUAUGUUUAUGAAACAAGCUUUGCUUUGAUGUAAAUGUAUAUUCUUUAUAUCGUUUUGAUGUUUUGAUAAUAAAUUACUAAAUUCCA
Messenger RNA from Gigantopelta aegis, 5608 nucleotides. Its product is annotated as RNA exonuclease 1 homolog. Gene Ontology annotation, cellular component: nucleus. Lineage: Eukaryota; Metazoa; Mollusca; Gastropoda; Neomphalida; Peltospiridae. Gene Ontology annotation, molecular function: nucleic acid binding; exonuclease activity. The coding region runs from base 77 to 3751 and encodes 1224 amino acids. The record is from RefSeq and is a predicted model, not a curated record. The transcript has 15 exons.